This is a messenger RNA of Dermatophagoides farinae (American house dust mite), 2972 nucleotides long. RefSeq lists its product as uncharacterized. The record is from RefSeq and is a predicted model, not a curated record. NCBI's taxonomy places the organism in Eukaryota, Metazoa, Arthropoda, Arachnida, Sarcoptiformes, Pyroglyphidae. Gene Ontology annotation, molecular function: RNA polymerase II cis-regulatory region sequence-specific DNA binding; DNA-binding transcription factor activity, RNA polymerase II-specific. Gene Ontology annotation, biological process: positive regulation of DNA-templated transcription; regulation of transcription by RNA polymerase II; heart development. Gene Ontology annotation, cellular component: nucleus; chromatin.
GAAAUUCAAAUUCAAAUGAUGAUGAUAAUGAUGAAUCAAUGAUAACGACAACUUCAACAUCAACAACGAAUUCAGUUGAUCCAACCAUAGUUUCAUCAACAAUCACUGCCGCUACAACUACGACAUUAGCAAAUAAUUAUAUGGGUCCAAAUACUGGAUAUUUACAAUCAUCAUCUGGAUUAUCACAUUCAGCAGAUAAUUAUCUUCAACAAUUCCAUUAUUAUCAAACACAACAACAACAACAACAACGUAUCAAUGCUGCAUCAUCAAUGAUGAAAGGAUCUCAAAUGAUAAAUGAAAAUAAUAAAUCACCACCACCGAUGACAUCAACAACAACAACAACAACAACAAAAUCAACAGAUUUCUCAAUCAAUGCUAUUAUUGGUUCAAAUAAUAAUAGCAACAAUAAUCAUCAACAUUAUUUAAAUCAUCAUCAUCAACGUCCAUCACCUCAACCAGGAUUGACAGCCGAAUUGGCUACUAGUCAACAACAACAACAACAGCAGCUACAACAAUCACAAAUGAAAGGUAUUUUAAAUUUAACGGUCUCAUCAUCAUCAACAUCACCAUCAACAUCAUCAAUGUAUAAUGCAUCAAUACCAAAUCAACCAUUAUCACCAGAUCAGAAUGGAUUUUUUGAUAUGAUUGAUUAUUCUAAGUCAAAUAUUCAUAAUCAUAAUCAUCAUCAUCAUCAUACACAACAGAAAGCAGCACAAAAAGCUGCAGCAAUGCAUGCUGCAUUAAUGUUUAAUACUGCGGCUGCUGCUGCUGCUGCUGCAUCAGCGGCAGGAUAUACAUCAUUUCCAAGUAUUAUGAACAGUGGUCAUCAUCAUCCGGGUGUUGUUUAUCCAAUACAUCCGCAUCAACAACAACAACAACAACAAUCAUUACGACCAUCAAGUCUUUCACCAUCAACAGCAUCCAUAGAUAGUAAUAAUGGACCAAUGGUUAAUCAUAAUUGUGGAUCAUCAACACAACAGCAACAACAACAACAACAACAACAAUUAGCAAUUAUAGUGGAUUCACCAAGAUCAAUAUCAUUUCAUUCACCAUCACCAACAUUAUCAUCAUCAUCAUCAUCAAAUUCAAAAGAUUUGAUUACAACAACACCACCAACAACGACAACUACAACAGCAACAUUGAAAAAUCAAUCGCCAAGAAAUCUGUUAAAUAAAGAUCGAUCAAUAAGUCGUAAUAAUUCACCGGCAACAUCAAAUUCAUCAUCAUCACCAUCAUCGUCAUCUUCAUCAACAUCAUCUACUACUACUACUACAUCAACAAAUAAUCCAUAUGCACCUCUAUUGAAACCAAAAUAUAAUUGUGAAAAUUUAGCAAAAGUUGAAUGUCAUCUUGAGAAUAAAGAAUUAUGGGAUAAAUUUCAUGAACUUGGCACAGAAAUGAUAAUAACAAAAACAGGAAGACGAAUGUUUCCAACAUUACGUUGUUCAUUUUCCGGCAUUGAAACGACAAUCGCAUCAAUGUUGGCCCAUAAUCCACAUCAUCAUCAUCAUAAUCAUCAUCAUCAAAAUGAUGUUCGAUUCUAUGUUUGUAUGGAUAUAAUACCAAUCGAUAAUAAACGUUAUCGUUAUGCAUAUCAUCGUAGUUCAUGGCUAGUUGCCGGUAAAGCAGAUCCACCAUCACCAUCACGUUUAUAUAUACAUCCGGAUACACCGUAUUCAAUUGAACAGCUACGUAAACAAGUGAUCUCAUUUGAAAAGGUUAAAUUGACCAAUAAUGAAAUGGAUAAAAGUGGACAUAUUGUACUGAAUUCAAUGCAUCGUUAUCAACCACGUAUACAUUUGAUAAUAAGAAAAAAUCCACAAUAUUUCAAUAUGCCAAUCACUGAUAUUGAAUCCGAAUUACAUCGUACAUUUAUAUUUCCUGAAACGGUAUUCACAGCCGUUACUGCCUAUCAAAAUCAAUUGAUAACUAAACUAAAAAUUGAUUCCAAUCCAUUUGCAAAAGGAUUCCGUGAUUCUAGCCGUUUAUCCGAUCUUGAUCGUGAAACAAUGGAAUCAAUGAUGACCGAUCAAUGUUUUACGGCUAGAUCAUUUUUUGCUGCAGCUGCAGCUGCUGCCGCCGCUACUGGAUCACCAUUUAGUAUGCCACCAAUACCCGGUUAUCCAGAUAUUACUGAUCCAAGAAUGGCAAAUUUUAUACGUGAACGUAUGCUAUUUGGAUUACCACCAGGUACGGGAAAUCCAGCCAAUUUUUCUGAUAUUGUUGGUCAACAAUUUCCUGUUGGUAGCCAUCCAUUUGCAUCGAAUCCAUCAAUGUUAUGGUCAGUACCAGCAUGUCCACCACCACCACCACCACCACCGCCAUCAUCUGGUGGAAAAGCAACCGGACAACAGCAACAACAACAACAACAGCCACAAUCAUCACCAUCAAUUGAACAAUUACAACAGAUUUAUAUGCAAAAUCCAUGGUAUGCUGCAGCAAUGUUAUCAGGCAAUAAUAAUAAUAAUGGACGCAUUCCACCACCCGAUUCAUCACCUGUUCAUCAAAGCUCAAAUCUAAAUGGAUCAUCAAAUUUUAAUUUAGCUGCAACACAAUUGGCAACGAAUCCACAAUUAUGGGCUGCAUUUGCUGCUGCAUAUGGAAAUGGUCCAACAAUGUCCACCGCUCAACAACAACAACAGCAACCACAAUCACAUCAACCACCACCACCACAACCAUCAACAUCACCAACAUCCAAUCAUCAUCAUCAUUUGGGACCAAUAAUACACAAUAAUAAACAGAUUCCAUCACCGGAUACAUUUUUCACGACAAAAACAAACAUUGAAACAGAAAAAAAAUCAAUAUCACGAAUGUUGGAAUUAUCACCAGAUUCAAAAUCAAUAAAACAAGAAUUGGAUAAUAAUAAUAUAACCACCACGAUGAUUGAUGUAACCAUCAAUAAUUCAUCAACAUCACCGAAACGUUCCACAACAAAUGAAACUGCAUCAGUAGCCUAAAAAAAUUGAUCUUUC